This is a messenger RNA of Ochotona curzoniae (black-lipped pika), 4787 nucleotides long. RefSeq names its product NHS like 1 (gene NHSL1). The transcript has 7 exons. The record is from RefSeq and is a predicted model, not a curated record. The coding region runs from base 118 to 4782 and encodes 1554 amino acids. Gene Ontology annotation, biological process: cell differentiation. NCBI's taxonomy places the organism in Eukaryota, Metazoa, Chordata, Mammalia, Lagomorpha, Ochotonidae.
CUUGCCUUAUGUCCUGCCCAACUCUCGACAUUGGCCGGAAUCAGAGGGAAGCAGCAGGCUUGGUCCUAGGCGUUUUUGUUUGUUUGUUGGGCUGUCCUUUGUCUCUGGUGGAUUUGGAUGCAAAAGAAGAUGAAAAAGGAAGGCUCCUUCAGACUGAAGCCCAAAGCUGCUUCUCUCUCACGUGCUGUGAGUUGGAUAAAUUUCUCCUCCUUGUCCAGGCAGACAAAGAGGCUGUUCCGCAGUGAUGGGGAGCUCUCGGUGGGCGAGCAGCAGGUGGGAGCUGACGAUGAGAACUGGAGAUACAGAACCCAGCCCCGGAAAGCGGUUUCCAACCUAGACGAGGAGAGUCGAUGGACAGUGCACUAUACUGCCCCAUGGCACCAGCAGGAAAAUGUGUUCCUUCCUUCCACUAGACCCCCAUGUGUUGAGGACCUGCACCGCCAAGCCAAGCUCAACCUCAAAUCAGUGUUGAGGGAAUGUGAUAAACUGAGGCGCGAUGGGUACCGAAGCUCUCAGUACUACUCUCAGGGACCCACCUUUGCGGCCAGCUCCAGCCCGCUCAGCGACGAUGACCAGGAUGGCGAUGCUGACACCGAUCACAAGUAUCCUCUGUCUUCGUCAGAGGAGGAGAGGCACAUUUCCAUCCGGCGACCUAAAACACCAACCUCAGGUGACUUCUCCGACCUCAAUACACAGACCAACUGGACCAGGUCACUUCCACUGCCAACACCAGAAGAGAAGAUGCGGCAGCAAGCACAGACAGUCCAGGCUGAUGUGGUUCCCAUUAACAUAACCGCGUCAGGCACUAGCCAAGAGGAUGUGGGUGACCGCUCUGUGUAUGGCGGGGACCAUUACUCCACCCUGGGAAGGCUUAACGGCUACCACCCUGCUGGGCAGCGCUCGGAGACCCGGGACUCCAGCUGCCAGACCGAGGACGUGAAGGUCGUGCCACCUUCCGUGAGAAGAAUCAGGGCAUAUAAGGGGCAAGGCAUCGCAGCCCAGAUGAGCCACUUCUCCGGCUCUUCUGGCAACAUGUCUGUGCUGAGUGACUCGGCUGGAGUGGUGUUCCCCUCUCGCCUGGACGGCGAUGCUGGCUUCCACAGCCUCCCACGCUCUGCGGUAAGGACGCGCCUUCAGUCACUAGGUGCCUUGGGCCCUGCCGAUGAAGUGGAUGGCACUUUACCCUACCAGAGGGGUCGUUUACAAGGAGACGAGAACCUGGCUUCUGUGGGAGGGCUCUCUAGGACUGGCAUGCUUCUAAGACCCCGAUCUGAAGAGUUGCGGCCCUUUGAGAGUGAAAAUUUGACGAGUCCUGCGUGUGUGGUCUCUCCCCAUGCCACCUACUCCACCAGCAUCAUCCCAAACGCCACUCUCUCCUCCUCCUCCGAGAUCAUGGUUCUUCAUACUGCUCAGAGUGCAGGGCAGCUAGACGGUAAAAUGACCAGCUCAUCCCCGUACCUGAAGGUCACUCCCCGUGACCACUUCACCACCAGGCGUGCUGCCAGGGAUGGACACCAGCGUCCGGGUGAUCACUGGAGUGACCGCUCCCCAACCAUCCUUUCCCAAGCCUUUGACACCCAAGGCCCCGGGGUGUCACUCUGUGAUCCAGAAGUGCCUCUGGGUAACCCAGCUCAUAGGGAAAAUGGCUCCCACAUCCUACCCUACCACUGUAGAAAUAACCUCAGUUUCCCAGGCCACACCCAGGAUAUGGAUGGCAAGAGCGAGUCUAGCUCCUCGGGGGGCAGAGCUUCAGGGCCUGAACACGCUUCUCCGCUGAAGCCACAUCCAACCACCCCGGGUCACUCCUCUCCCACCAGUAACGUGAGCAGCUGCAGCCUGGACCAGACAUCCAACAGAGAGGACGGCAGCUCGGUGUAUUCGGAGGAGCACAACUGCUACCCACUGCGGCGCACAGACUCUGCGCUCGGGUCCAGCCACGUGGGCAGCGGAGCCGAUGGCUUCGGGAACCCGAGGCACAGUGUGGUAAACGUUUUCGAUGGUGGAAGACCUCCAAGAAUCCAAGGUGACCGGCCAAACGACCACGACAAAUCCCUUUCGAGAAACAUCUCUCUGAGGAAGGCCAAGAAACCUCCCCUACCACCCUCCCGGACAGACUCCCUCCGCAGGGUACCCAAGAAGAACGGCCAGUCUAACGGGCAGGUGCUCAACCAGAGUCUGAUCGCCACACUCCAGCACUCGCUGCAGCUGAACCUGCCGCCCGGCCCGGGUGGUGCUGGCGGCGGCAGCUCGCCCUCGCACAGCCCCUGCAGUGACCUGGAAGAGUCGUGGCUGCCACGCUCGCGGAGCCAGAGCACGGUCAGCGCCGGCAGCAGCCUCACCUCCGCCACCACAGCCAACAUUUCCUCUAUGGGUGGUGCCACACCUGCGCCAAGUGACACGAGCAGCGUCAAGUCCGAGUAUGCCGACCCGUGGUGCUACUACAUCGACUACACUGGCCUUCAGGAGGACGCGGCUGGCCCCGGAGUGCCCGGAGCCAAUGGUCCAGUCCGCCAGGGCCCUGAUGGAGCCAGGGCUGCCAUGCCACCACCAGGGCCCGGGACUGCAGUCAAACAGAAGGUGCCAUCGCCAGAGAAGUGCCACCGGGUCACUUCGCCAUCCAGUGGGUAUUCCAGCCAGUCCAACACACCCACCACACUCACCCCAGUGCCUGUGUUUCUGAAGUCGGCAUCACCAGCCAAUGGGAAGGGGAAGGCCAAGCCCAAGGUACCAGAAAGGAAGUCCUCCUUGAUCUCAUCCAUGUCCAUUUCCUCCUCGUCCACCUCCCUCUCCUCCAAUGCCUCCAAUGAGGGCAGUGGCACCGUGAAGCGGCUGGAGCCGGCCCUGGCCUCACCCCCUGCACUGCCGCCUCAUCAGGCUGACCAGUCUCUCCUUCUCCCUCCGCCUCCAACCGAUGGCUCCCAGGAGCCCCCUUUGCCUCUCUCCCCCAUGUUCCCGCCUCCGCCGCCGGAAGCCCUCAUGCCCUGCUGCUCCUCAACCUCCUACGGGAUCCUCCCUCCACCUCCACCACCACUCAGUCCCCUGCUCCCAGGCACCUCUGCUUCCCUGCCAUUGCCCCCACCAGCCCCCCCUCUUGACCCCAAAUUCAUGAGGGACCCCAGGCCCUCCGGCCGACCUGAGCCCUCCCGGGAGGCCAUGAAAUCGCCUUCCAGCAGGGAAGAAGGCAGCAGGCCCCCCAUACCGCUGAUCACCACCGAGGCGCUGCAGAUGGUGCAGCUGAGGCCAGUGAGGCGGCACCCCAGCACCAAGGUGGCAGCAUCACCCGAGUGCGCAGCUCAGGAACAAGGAACCCCAGCCUCUCCGCCGUACCACUUAAAGCCAUCUGCCGUUCUGAAAGCCCGAAAUAGCAUAAAUGAGAUGGAGAGCGAAAGCCAGCCUGCCUCUGAGACGAGCUCGCUUCCGACGCCUGCCAGGAGCUCCAGUCUGGGUGACCAUGACCAACUAACCGAGCGAGGCGACCCUACACAGCACAGCCCAGGAGCUCUGUACUCCGGAGCGGGCCAGGCAGGGGCUCAGCACGGCCCAGGGCCCACCCCCCUCCCAGACUCUUCUCCCAGCAGGAAGCCGCCCCCUAUUUCCAAGAAGCCCAAACUGUUCCUUGUGGUGCCACCUCCGCAGAGAGACUGCGCCGCCCAGCCUGCAGAGAACGUGAGCCCCGCCUUCCCAGCCUCCCCCAGCCCCAGCAGGGCCGAGGAGGGCUCUGUGCACAGCCAAGGAACCGGAGAGAUUUCGGGGACCCUUGUCGGCUCUCAUGUGCCCAGCCCGGGCAGCUCGCUGGCAGAGACAGGAGCUGCAGGAGUUGUGUGCCCCAGCAAAGUGGAAACUGAUGUCCCCAUGGUACAGCCCAAUUCCUCACCAACUCUCAAGCAGGAUGAGCCAGCAGAGAGUAAUACAGAUGAUGGGGGCAACGCGGAGAGCUGCCUCUCUCAACAGGACCAAGAAGCUGUGGUUCCAGAUGCCAGCCCAUCCUGUGCUGCCUCGGAGAUCUUUGACCCCACUAAGGAAGAGGGCAGUGAUGAGGUGAUGACCCCCAGCCGGCCCAGGACCACCGAAGACCUUUUCGCAGCUAUUCACAGAUCCAAAAGGAAAGUCCUUGGGCGCAAAGAUUCAGACGAGGAGCACUCCCGAAACCACUCCCCAUCUCCGCCCGUGACGCCCACCGGCUCUGCCCCCAGCUUGUCCUCCCCCAAGCAAGUGGGAUCCAUUCAGAGAAGCGUCCGAAAGAGCAGCACCAGCAGCGACAACUUCAAAGCCUUGCUGCUGAGAAAGGGCAGUCGUUCCGACACGGGCGCCCGCAUGUCUGCAGCGGAGAUGCUCAAGCACACCGACCCCAGGUUCCAGAGGUCCAGGUCGGAGCCCGCGCCCGACACCCCUGAGAGCCCAUCCAGCUGCUCUCCAAGCAAGAACAGAAGGGCUCAAGAGGAGUGGGCCAAGAACGAAGGCCUCAUGCCUCGGAGCUUGUCCUUCUCCGGCACCAGGUACGGGCGCAGCAGAGCGCCGCCCUCGGCAGCCAGCAGCAGGUACAGCGUUCGGAACCGGAUUCAGAGCAGCCCCAUGACCGUCAUCUCGGAGGGAGAGGGAGAAGGCCUGGAGAUCGCGGACCCCAGAGCUCGCCACCCCCUGGGUACUGCGAAGGGACACUCCUUGGACGGACUGACAGGGGAUGCGAUGGACCAGGGGGGCCUGGCCCGAGGCGUAGAACCUACAGAUGGGACAGCAGGUGCAGAGGGUGGGGGUCCACCAGAUCGGCGGGAGGAGAGUUAGGGAGA